CAGUACAGUAUACUAAAUACGAAUCUCGUUUUACAAUCUACUUGAUUAUUCAUACUUCAUAAUCAGCAUUUUAAAAAGAAAACAGUUAAAAGUUAAAACUAGAGUUCCCUGCUACGAAUACAUCUUCAGAAUAAUUACCAUACUAUUCAAAUCUGUGUUUACUAAAUCUGUGGGACUGCAUCUAAAAAAAUUAAAAUAUGAUCGCAUCACGAGAUAUUAUAAAUUUAUUACUUAAUCCAACGAAAUUAGAAGUUACUUGUUUUAUGUGUUUUAAAGAAAGUAAUGACUUGUUAAAUAUUUACGAAAAUAGUAUAUACACAGCGAGUCCAAGUCGAUCAAUUAGGUUAGCAAGUGUAAUUAGAGAAAUUUUCCCAAUUCAAAAAAUAUAUCUCCAACAUGCUUGUCAACAAUGUGUUGACUUGAUUCUUAACAUUUACACUCAUUUAAGAAGAAAAAAGUACAUUGAGGGUAUGUUGCUGAAUAUUAUAAAGCAUAUUACUAUAAAAUUAGAUAGCCAUUCAACAUCUUUAAACAAUCUUCAUAUAAAAGUUGACCUACCUUCUGAAACAUAUAAUUUACAGAAGGAGAAAUCAAACAAAGACAAUUGUAAUGUUAAUGCAAUAAAGGAAACAUAUACUCAAGGAUUUAUUUCUGUCUCAGAAAAAAUAUGCCCUAUAUGUUUUAAAGUACUGAAAGGAGAUUUAAAACUUCAUCUGAGGGGACACAGAAAAAUAAACAGAAAGUUAUAUACUUGUGAUAUAUGUGAAUACAAUACUAAAUGUAAGACAACAUUAGAAGGUCAUAUUAACAGUAAACAUUUGAAAUCUAGACCAUACAUUUGUUUUUGUUCUAAAAGUUUUUAUACUAAAAGUGCUUUAGCUGAACACCGCAAAACUCACACACAUAAAAAAGAUAACAUUUGUGAAAUUUGUGGGGAAACAUUCCACUAUAAAAAAAGUUUAAAUAAUCAUUUGAAGUUGCACUCAAAUGACAAAACAUUUGAGUGUCUAGUCUGUAAUCAAAGAUUUGUGAACAAGAGUCGUGUAAAUGAUCAUAUGAAAAGAAAACAUGGUGAAAAAAGAGAGAUAUGCUAUGUGUGUGGUAAAAAGUUUGUUUUAACAAAAGAAUUGUUACGACAUAUGAAAUUAGUUCAUAAAGAUUGUGAUGUUGUUCUUAAUAAUCAACAACUUUUUCUAGAUCCUUUGCCUAUAUGAGUAAAAAUAUAAUUGAAAGUUGGAAAUCACAUAGUACAUUGGCAAAUCUUUUAAUGUUUGUUAUUAACUCUCUGGAAACACACAUUUAAAUAAAAGAGUUCAGCUUAAUAAAAAUAUAUUUAUUUGAUUUAAACAAAGAGUAUAAGAUUAAAUAAGUCUCUUAAUUAAGCUUAUUAAAGGCAGUGGUGUUGAGUAUUUUACAAAAAAUAUUAUUUUUAGUAUAUUCCAAUAUCAAUAGAUUUCCAAAAUCUUUUGAUUUUAUAUUUGGUCAGCCCAGCUGUGUGAGC
Pieris brassicae (large cabbage white) is the source of this 1501-nucleotide messenger RNA. Its product is annotated as putative zinc finger protein 840. The record is from RefSeq and is a predicted model, not a curated record. The transcript has 2 exons. Gene Ontology annotation, biological process: regulation of transcription by RNA polymerase II. Gene Ontology annotation, cellular component: nucleus. NCBI's taxonomy places the organism in Eukaryota, Metazoa, Arthropoda, Insecta, Lepidoptera, Pieridae. The coding region runs from base 198 to 1214 and encodes 338 amino acids. Gene Ontology annotation, molecular function: DNA-binding transcription factor activity, RNA polymerase II-specific; RNA polymerase II cis-regulatory region sequence-specific DNA binding.